CCAGGGUUAAAGCAGUGGGCUGGCAGGGGCAUUAGGGGAAGCUCUCACUGCUCCCCUCGCUCACUUCACUGAGGACACACUCGGUGUGCUCUCUCUCUCUCUCUCUCACUGAGGACACACUCGGUGUGCUCUCUCUCUCUCUCUCUCUCUCUCUCUCACUCACUCACUCACACACAGAGAGACACUCGCUGGACUUUUUCCACAGCAGAGCAGCAGCGGCAGCGCACUGGACUGGAGACCAAGCGGAGGCUGUCUAACUGUGGGAUACUGAGACUUCACCAAAGUGACUUUUUCUCGUAUUUUCUCCUCUUUUCGGUGGAUUUAUUCGCCUUUUUUGUGCUCUGGAUUUCUCUGUUAGCCUCACAGCACGUUAACGCAGUGCUGAGGAGAGGAGCUCGCGGCAUUCAGCAGCUUUCAGCCGGUCGGAGCUUCAAGGCUGAAGAGCAGCGCGUGAAAUCGGAUUUUCUGUGAGCAGGUGUGACCGAAGUCCUCCUCGAACGACUGAGCUCUCCUGUGGAACAAACGGCUCGGCUGGAUUUUUGUUUCUUUUCUUCAGCUUUGAGCUCUUCCAGAAAUGGUGGGGCAUUUACACUUGCAAGCUAUGGAUGAGAGUUUGAAAGGAAAGAACCGCGAAGGGCUGCUGGACAGCCCGGAUUCAGGGCUGCCCCCGAGCCCGAGCCCACCCUUCUACUCCCUGUCCCCGGGGGUGGUGGAGCAGCGGGCCAGCAGCUGCUCCACUCCGACCGAACCGUAUGCACACUGCAGGAAGGAGAGCAGAGAAGGAAAACUGCUCCCGUACCUGCUGCUGAACUCUCAGGGGGACGCCAAGGCCCGCAUGUACCCUGUGGUUUAUGGAGAAAGCAUCGAGGUGAACCCCAAACCCAACAAGGAGCUAAAGUUCAGUUCAGCAGUGAAAUACGCUUCGGACCGGCACUACCGUGACCAGGUGUACUGCGCUCCCGUUCCCACGGUGACCUCCUACAGCGAGACAGUGGUGGCGGUGCACGACUGCACAUGGCGCAGCUACAAGUCCGAGGUUCACUUUCAGCCCCGUCACCGGCCGCUGCACUACCAAAGCACGGCCAUCGUCUACCCCAAACACGCCCGGAACACGUACCGCACCACGCUGAACUACAACGCCAACGGCAGCGCCGGACACCGCUGGUUUGUGUCCACGGUCAGGCUGGAGUCCAGUGAGGAUGCCAGCCCGUGUAUCAUCUACACGGAAAACCUCUGAGACUCCUGCAGAGUGUUUGUAAUUAUUUCCCAGUAAAGCUCCUUUUGGGUAGAGGGUUACAGAGUAACGGACGCAUUACUCAAAACCAGCGUAGAAAGGAUCACUAAAGACUUCCACUAGCAGAAGGAAAGCAGGUGGAAGAGGGCCAUUCUUUUCCUUUUUGCCUCUGGUGAAGUCGGUAUUCUAUUGUAGGUGAGGGUGGAAGACCAGCCUUGUCUGUGUGUAUAAGGUAGCGGCUGAGGUCUUCUGAUAGUUUAUAUGUUUAUGUGCUACCGGUCGGGAGGUGGGUUAAACAUAUUUCUCUUUUCUUGUUUGUUUACUCGUUAUUGCUAAGAACAGACUCCACUAUGGAGACGAAUUAUAAAUCCACUACCGUCUUUUACGAUGCUGUAAAAAGCCUCAAAGCUGUAUAUGGUAACAAAAAAAACCUCUUAUAUAAACCAUUUUUCUGAUAUGAGAAAGUUAUCAUGAGGUGUAUAAAUGCUUGAUUGCACUCUUGCUAAAAAAAGGUGAUUAUUUUGUGUUUAUUUUUUUUCCUCCUUACUUUGGCUACAGUGGUUUUGACUGAACUGAGGGUCUUCAAAGACCUGCAGUCUAGGAGCACUUGAAAGAUCGGACCAAAGAUUUUGUACGAUUGAAAUAAAUGGACGCGUUGUCGCCGUCGCUCAUUUCAACAGCUGAAAGCUUUGUAAGAAAAUCAGUGCCUGCACUACAGUCAUUUAGUCCAGCACCUAAAACGAAGUCCACCUUGGUGCCUUGCUGUCCAGUGGUUUGGACCUGCUGUUAAUAAUCUUGGAGUUACAGUUGCUUAUGUUUAACUGGGUCUGUCCAUAAUAACCCAUUCAUUUUCAGCAUUGUGUCAAAUCGAGAAGCUAAACCUGGGCUUUGUGACGAGUUCUGUCUAAUGUGUUCACUCCAGCUGGUUCAUUUGAGGUUGUAUUUUUGAGAUCUGUUGCUGCAGAGCUGCAGUAUGUGACUAUGUUCUUACUAGGGCUGCACAAUAUAUCAUCUAUUAAUGGUUAUUGCCGGAUCGGCUCGCAGUCCAGAUAUCGCAAGCCUGUAAUAUGCAAAAGAGCCUUCUAACCAAUCACAGAGCUGCGCUGUGAGCAUCCUGACCAAAUCUCAGAUGCUGACUGGAUGAACUGAGGUAUUCAAAUCCAACUCCAGUCAGUUUCUUUGGUUUCAAUAUAUAGUUAUUUUGGUUCACUAUAUGUCCAAAAGUAUCCAGACACUCCUAAUCUCAGCUAUUUAAAGGUGCACCCAUUCCUGAUUAAACAGCUUGUAUAAUCUUCAUAGAAAAGCAUUGACCAAUAGAAUGAGACGAUGUGGAGAAGCUACACGAGUCUAAGAUCACAACACCCAAUGCCAAGCAUCAGCUACAGGAGUGUAAAGCUCUGGGCUCACGCUGGGGUGUUCUCUGGAGUGAUGGAGCUCCAUCCAGUACCUUUGGGAUGAGCUGAAGUGUCCAGAACUGUUCAUCCAACAUGAUUAGCUGACCGCACUAAUGUUCCUGUGGCUGAAUGCAAUCAACUCCUCACAGCAAUGCUCUAGCAUCUAGAGCAAAGCCUUCCUAAAAGAAUAGAGGGGGAAACAAAAAUAUAAAUGGCCUUCAUUUCAGAAGAAACACUGGUGUCUACAUACUAUUGGACAUAUAGCGAAAACCACAAUAUUAUAUUAAUUAUACAACAUUUAGCAACACAGUUUCGUCCAUAUUGUGCAGGUCUAGUUCUUACAGUCAGAUCAGUUCAUGCUGGAUGAUUAAGGGAUUCAGAUACUGUGCUGACUUUUAUCAGAGGUUGGUGUUACAGCACAUCAGGAGGGUGUUGCAGUACUUUUUGUUUGUCUUACAAAUACUGAAUUGGGUAAAAAUUUAAAUUUCUUACCUCAUUGAAAAUGUAUUCUUUUGACUUUCUGAGGAGAAUUGUUUUUAAAGCCAGAGGCGCUCUUGGGGCUGAAUGUCUGGACAGUUUGUGGAACAACAAAACAAAACUGUCCACACUGGUAUGUUGGUAUACGUGAAGAAAUGAAAGGAGAAGUAAAUGGAUUUAGGUGUGAAAUGGAGGUCAGCGGUGAUAGACAGAAUCUUACAUUACACACUGCUCAUUUUCAGUUUGGUAGUUAAAAAAAAUCAGACACCUCUGAUUGACGAAGAGAAUCUGAAAGAAAAUUGCAACUCGAUUACAAACAAAUUCCAUGAGCUGCUAAGCUUACAAAGGGAAAAGUCACAUCAACUGACUGGAACGGUUUACUUAAGAACUGAUGGACAAAGUGAAGUUGGUCAGAAAGGAAUUUCAGAAAGUGUUGAAGGUUUCUGUAAAAGUCAUCAGCUGAGCACAGAGGCCUCUGUAAGUCUACGGUCGAUAAUGGAUGUAAAAAGCUGUCACAGUGGAUAAUUUUCUUUUUUUUUCUUGUUUUAUGUAAAAUACUUUCCUGUUGUAUAUGUUGCAUAUGGCACUUAAUGAUUCUCUUUAUAUUUUUGUAUAAUUCCCAAGUUAAAGGUCUUUUUUGUUGUUUUUGGACAAGAGAUUAGAAAAUAAUUUAAGAAAUAAGUGUAUAUCUUAAAUGAACAAAUAAAA
Molecule: messenger RNA, 3813 nt
Organism: Colossoma macropomum (tambaqui)
Lineage: Eukaryota; Metazoa; Chordata; Actinopteri; Characiformes; Serrasalmidae
Gene: rflna
Product: refilin A
Exons: 4
Coding region: 575-1237 (220 amino acids)
Biological process (GO): actin filament bundle organization; negative regulation of bone mineralization involved in bone maturation; negative regulation of chondrocyte development
Cellular component (GO): actin filament bundle
Molecular function (GO): filamin binding
Source: RefSeq, a predicted model, not a curated record